Molecule: messenger RNA, 276 nt
Organism: Dichotomopilus funicola
Lineage: Eukaryota; Fungi; Ascomycota; Sordariomycetes; Sordariales; Chaetomiaceae
Exons: 1
Coding region: 1-276 (91 amino acids)
Source: RefSeq, a predicted model, not a curated record
AUGAGCUCGCUGAGGUUGGGAGACGUGGAGUGGGUGGUCGAGCACUUGCUGCACGCCAUCUUUCGGUUUGACGAUGCUCGGUACCCGGUGGGAGGAUCAACCGCACUGGCACCGUAUUUCCCCAACUCGGCUUCAUCGCUUGUAGUAACGGCAAUGAUGGGGAGUAGGUUGGAUGGUAGCGAAGCCUUGGAACGGCAUUGGCCCAAGUCAUCGCAAAAGGAUGUGCAUGUCGAAGUGGUUACCCGGCGUUAUAAUGGGCAUAAGACUGGCGACUAG